This is a messenger RNA of Trichogramma pretiosum, 2488 nucleotides long. RefSeq names its product exocyst complex component 5 (gene Sec10). The coding region runs from base 73 to 2226 and encodes 717 amino acids. NCBI's taxonomy places the organism in Eukaryota, Metazoa, Arthropoda, Insecta, Hymenoptera, Trichogrammatidae. Gene Ontology annotation, cellular component: exocyst; cytoplasm. Gene Ontology annotation, biological process: Golgi to plasma membrane transport; exocytosis. The record is from RefSeq and is a predicted model, not a curated record. The transcript has 6 exons.
GUUAAGAAAGUAUUAUUUAAACUUUAAUUAGCGUUUUUAAAUAAUUCUAAAAGUAAAUUAAAAGUUUUCAAAAUGAUGCAACAAUACAUGAAAGAACUUGAACAAGAACCCUUUGAUCCAGAUGAAUUUGUGGAAAGAUUAGCUUGGAGAACUGUUAAUGAUACUACAAAAGAUAGAAUUAAGGGAGUUUUUGAUCCUGUACUCGUUCAUGAAACUUUCCUGCAAGCCAUAAAAGACUUGCAGGUACUAGAAGAACGUCAACAAAAAAAAUGUGACAAGUUAGAAGUAGUACUAAAAGAAGAAGAAACAAGGCAUUCUUUGGAAAUAGGUGAUCUUCAAGAAAGAAAUAAAAAGUCUAUAGAAGUAUUUCAUCAGUUAGAUGAAAGAAUAAAUUUGGUUGCAACCAAAGUUCUUCAUUUAGGAGAGCAAUUAGAAAGUGUAAAUACACCAAGAUCAAGAGCUGUAGAAGCUCAAAAACUUAUGAGACAUUUUGCUGAAUUUUUAGCCCCUGGACCUUUAAUGGAUCCUAUUUUCACAGAUACAACAUCAUUGAAUGAAGCUGCUGAUGUUAUUCAAAAACUCCAUGUGAUUGCUCAAGAACUUCCUAUUGAAAAAUUUGAUAAUGCAACAAAAAAGAUUGCAUCAAAAUAUGACGAAAUUGAAAGGAAUCUGAUAGAAGAAUUUGUAAGAGCACAGAGUGCAGAAGAUGUUGCAAAUAUGAAAAAGUUAGCUUUAAUAUUAUCUCACUUUAAAGGAUAUUCUCAAUGUAUAAAUGCCUUCAUAGAACAAAGCCAAAUUAGUUCUUUUGGUGGAAAAGAUGUUUUUCAAGAAGUUAUACCCAUGUGUACAAAAAAUUAUAAACUUAUUCAACAAGUUUUUGCAAACCCUGAACAAGUAAUGGCAAAAUUUGUUUUGAAUAUUUAUCAUCUAAGGUUGCAAAAAUAUGCUGUAGCUAAAUUAGCAGAUAAAACAGAUACUGAAAAAUAUUUAAAAAAUUUAUAUGAGCUUUAUUUAAAAACUGUAAAGCUAUCAGGAGAUUUGAAAAAAUUUGAAAUGGGCACAGAUGACACAUAUUUACCAAAAUUGACGAGAAAUAUUUUUCAAAAACAUUUAGACGCUUAUAUUACGGUAGAAAUAAAGUCGUUACGAGAACAAUCUGCAGCAUUGUUAAUUCAAUAUUACGAGUCAAAAAAUCAUCAGAAAAAGCAGCUCCAAAGCGGUGGUUUUCAAGAUUUGAAGCGUGAUCUUCAAGCAGUGCUUAGUACACGUACAAAUAUCAAUAUUGCCCAAAUAGAAAAUUAUGGUGGUGAAACUUUCUUAUCUGAAGAAUUAGCUAUUAAUCUCUUACAACUUAGUAAAAAUUCAUUACAAAGAGUUGCACUGUUAUCUCAAACAUCUGAGUUAGCAGCCAAUGCAACUCAAAUACUUGAAACUACAUUACAGUAUCUUAUCAAUGAACAUGUUGACUAUGCCCUUGAAUUAGGAAUACAAUGUGUACCAAUACCUGAAAGUCGAACUCAACCAGAGGUUCAUUUUUUUACUGUUGUUCGUCAAUGUAAUGUUAUCAUCAAAUUACUUGAGGAGCAAUUUAGUGGAGAACUUUUACCACUUAUAUUAUCUACUUCAAGGCAUGCAGACUGUUUAACGAAAAAAAAAGUAGCAUUAGAACAAAUAGAAAAUAAAAUUGACACAGGCUUGGAUCGUAGUAUCAAUGCUAUUGUUGGCUGGGUAAAAGUAUACUUACAAAAUGAACAACGUAAGACUGAUUUCAAGCCAGAAACAGAGAUGGUAGAUACGUUAAAUACUCCAGCAUGUCUUACUGUUUGCCAAUAUGUGUCUGGUCAAAUCAAACACAUAAGGGAUAGACUUGAUGGAAAAAAUCUUGAAAACAUAUUAACUGAAAUAGGAGUUCGUUUUCACAGGGUUGUGUAUGAGCAUCUCCAACAGUUCCAAUUUAAUUCAGCAGGGGCUAUGUGUGCCAUAUGCGAUAUGAAUGAGUACAGGAAAUGUGUCAAAGAACUUGGAAUUCCUGUAGUGACUAGCCUUUUUGAUACGUUACAUGCUCUUUGUAAUUUAUUGCUCGUAAAACCUGAAAAUUUAAAACAGGUUUGCUCCGGAGACCAACUAGCUAUAUUAGACAGAGGAAUUCUUUCAACAUUCAUACAGUUAAGAACCGACUAUAAAACCCAAAAAUUGGCAAAUUCUUUGAAAGGGCUAACAACUUAAUAUUUUUCACAUUUUGUACUGUAGAAAGAAUGUUAGUGUUGGUUUGUAAUGAAAAGCAAAGCAUUAAAAAGAAUAUACUAAAAAAAGACUGUAUGAAAUAAAAUCAUUGAUGAUUAUAUUUCAUACAGUGCAGUUAGUUUACAAAGAAUCAGAAUUGUAAUCAGAGCCAUAUUUAAAUUAUGCAUUUUAAAAAGUUGAAUAUUUGAUCAAACGACUAUUUUCCCAAAAAAAUUAAUUUAUUUUAAGGUUUGUGUGGGUCACC